Messenger RNA from Durio zibethinus, 2012 nucleotides. The record is from RefSeq and is a predicted model, not a curated record. NCBI's taxonomy places the organism in Eukaryota, Viridiplantae, Streptophyta, Magnoliopsida, Malvales, Malvaceae.
AUGAAGAUUCAGGAGAGGAAAGGGAAACCGAAUUUUACUACAAUUAGGAAGAAGCAAAAAGAUAAUAAGCAGCUUGCAUUGACAAUGGUUCGAACAUUGACACGUCGGUGCAGCAUUCAGAGCUCGGGAUCUUUUAGGAGAAUGCUUGACAAUCCAGGAAGACAGCAGCAGAAUCUGAUCCCAGGUGGUAAUGAUGUGGAACAUGUUGAUGAUAAUCAGCAAUCAAGGCGUAUUGACACCAGAAAUGCAGAAGACCAGUCGAUGGAGAACCAAAAUAAAGGAGAGCCUCCCCAAGAGAGGCCACAAUCAGCUAAUUUGCAUAUGAAAAUUGCAAUUCCAAAGUUGCAUAGGGUUGAAAGGGGAAUCUCUAUCACUCUUUUUCUUCUCAUCUCAAGGAAGAAGAUGAUGCUAAUGAUUCUUCUAAUAACUUGUUUUGUGGUUGAUACAGAUAUGGAACAGAUGAAGGAAAGGUUUGCCAAGUUGCUGUUGGGUGAAGACAUGUCAGGAGGAGGAAAAGGUGUUUCUUCAGCUUUGGCUUUGUCAAAUGCAGUGACAAACCUAGCAGCAUCCAUUUUUGGAGAACAAGGGAAACUAGAACCUAUGGCUCCAGAAAGGAAAGCAAGGUGGAGAAAAGAAAUGGAUUGGCUUUUAUCUGUAACUGAUCACAUUGUUGAAUUUGUUCCUUCACAACAGAAAUCCAAGGAUGGAACAAACAUGGAGAUUAUGGUCACAAAACAAAGGAGCGAUCUGCUUGUAAAUAUACCUGGCCUGCGCAAACUCGAUACAUUGCUUAUUGAGACUCUUGACAACUUUGGACAAGAAAAAGAAUUUUGGUAUGUGUCGAAAAAUGAUGAUCAAGAGAACGAAAACAGCCAGAGGGAUGGCAAAUGGUGGCAUCCAACUGUUAAGGUUCCUGCAAAUGGGCUAUCAGAAACGUCAAGAAGAUGGCUGCAAUCUCAAAAGGAGUCAGUGAGCCAGGUAUUAAAAGCAGCUAUGGCCAUCAAUGCUGAAGUCCUAUCUGAAAUAGAGAUCCCUGAAAGCUACAUCGAUUCCCUCCCCAAGAAUGGAAGAGCAAGUCUCGGUGAUUCAAUCUAUAAAAGCAUUACAGUAGAGUACUUUGAUCCAGCGCAAUUCCUCUCAACCAUGGACUUGUCCACAGAACACAAAGUUCUUGACCUUAAGAACAGGAUUGAGGCCUCUAUUAUUAUUUGGAAUAGGAAGAUGCACCAGAAAGAUGGAAGGUCUUCUUGGGGUUCAGGUGUCAGCUUGGAAAAAAGGGAACUCUUUGAAGAAAGGGUACAGAUUAUUUUACGCCUACUCAAGCAGCACUUUCCGGGACUUCCACAAUCUGCACUUGAUAUAUCUAAGAUCCAAGAGAAUAGGGAUGUAGGACACGCUAUCCUGGAGAGCUAUUCAAGGAUUCUAGAGAGCUUGGCUUUCACAGUCAUGUCAAGAAUUGAGGAUGUCCUUCACGCUGAUAAACUUACUCAAACAUCAUCACCAGCAAGAUCUGACAUGUCCUCCAACCCCGACGAAGAUGCAGCGAGGUUGAGUGCUUCAGAGACACCAACACUCUCAGAUUUCAUGGGUUGGGAUAUUGGUUCCACAAGGAGUAGUUCAAGAGAUCUAGAAAUCUACUUUAAGGGUGAUAAUGACAGAAAAACGUCAAGUCUCCACUUAUUCCCUCCCCAAUAAAAGCUUCCUAUCUAGAGACGCUUGAAAACUCUAGUGGCCUAAGAAGUCCGAAUGCUCACGAUAUUUGACUGAUAACCGCUAACCUUUGAAGCAAGGAAACAAGAGGAAGUAAGAGGGAACAAAAAGGAACAACAGAGGGACAACUAUAGGGGAAAAUAGAUAGUUAGAAAGCUUACCUUAUGCAUAUAUUCAGCCCCAUGUAGGAUUUUAUUGGGACAGUAUCUUUCAGAGUUUACAUAGUUCUUCCUUCAGAAUUUGGACAGGAAGUGAUUAUGUAACUCUUAAGAUUGAUGCAUGCACUCGGUAAUUGCUUUCUG